UGAAGUUGGCAGGAUGAGUGAUUUCGUGUUGCCAUCUUUUGCGGCUUGAAGUAAAAGAUGGUGGUUCAAGAAGCAAAUUGUGAGGCAACGGAGGAAAAUGUUGAGCAUCAAGAUGAGGAAAUUUCGAGCGACGAGAGAGUAUAUUCCCUAGAAAUUCCUACUUGUGUGAUUCACUCUAUAGUCAUUCCUGAUGCAAGAAAUUUAGUAUUGAAGAUAAUCAAAGAUGCACAGCAACAGCACGGCCUGCGUCAUGGCGAUUACCAACGCUACCGAGGGUAUUGUUCUCGCCGAUUACGGAGACUGCGCAAGGUUCUCAAAGUGCCACAGGGUGACAGGCGCCACUUCAAACGGCGCGAUGUCAUGCCAGCCAUGGUCAGCGACGACAAAUUUUUACAAGUACCAUUGACAAUGGCAGAACGAGCAUGGAGUUACGCUAUGCAGCUGCGUCAAGAGUCUAAUACCGAGCCCAGAAAGAAAUUUCAUUUAGUUUCUAGAUUACGAAAAGCUGCGACCUACUCUUUGCAGUUGCAAGAAUUGAUAGAGAGUGUAAAUUGUGACGCACGUACCAAGCUAGAGGCACAAGCCUACGUUGCAUGGAUGCACGGUUCUCUACAUUUCGAGCUGCAACUGUGGAAACCAGCGAUGGAAAACCUGAAGAAAGCUCAAGUUGUCUACGAAAAGUUGGCUUCAGCCUUGCCAGACCUCGAGCAAGUGAUUUAUAAAGCCAGGGUUGAGGAGCUAGCACCUAGUUUAAGAUAUUGUGCCUACAACAUUGGCGAUACUUCAGCGAUAGACGAUCUGAUGCAGAUGAGAGGACAACUUAGUGGUGAAUUAUUGGCCAGUCUGGAUUCAUUGAUGGCUCAAACACGUAGCAAACAAUCAAAUGCUGAGGAAGUGACAUGGCGUGGUAAAAGUUGCGGUACAGUUCCGCCCAGAGCUGCUGGAUUGCUCAUAGCUGACUCGAGAUUGAAUCAAGCGCUAGCCAAGGCAGCUAAUAAUCAAGCAAAGAUUGAUUUACUCGAAGCACAUCUCAUAGAUUGCAAGGAUGCGAUUGCGACAGUAAGAGAGGACUUCAAAGCUGAGUUGAAAAAUCGUGACACAGAUAAAAACAAUCCACUGCAACAUUUGGUCACCUAUUUGCAAUACAUCAAACUGUCGAGAACUUUGGAGAGAAAUUUAGCUUUAAUAAAAAUAGCUCAGGAGUCUGAGAAGGCGAAACCACAAGAUAUAGUGAGAUUGUACGAGGCAGCUUUGCAUAACCUUGUAGAAAUUUCACAGCUUCAGGAUGAUGAGGAUUAUCAAAAAGAACAAGACACAAAAACUAAGGGAUAUCGAGCAUUCAGAUGCUUCUACAUGGCUCAAUCAUUGGCAAACUUGCACCGUUGGCGAGAAGCAAUGGCCCUGUACCAAAGGUCAUCUCAACAUGCUAAAGAUGCGCUUCGCAAUCCGGUCGUCCUACCUGAGGACUUGAAAAAUGAUCUACAGAAAUUGGAGACUCUCAUUGAAGGAGCUCAGUAUGCGGCACACGCUCAUAGCGUUCUUGAGGAAGACCAGGAGGAAGAACCUGGUACAAGUAAGCAGACCAGAAGCAAGAAACCCCUUUAUGAACGCCUGCAUGAGUACAGAGAGGAUCCUUCAUUGCUCACUAAACAACCGAACGUUUAUAAACUUCCGCCAUCCAUGCGAAGCAUCCCAUGCAAACCGUUGUUCUUUGACCUAGCUUUUAAUCUUGCAGAGUUCCCUGAUUUGUCAGAUAAAUUGGGUGAUCAAGGCAAAAAGGCAGGCCAAGCUGGGCUUACCGGAUUUGUCAAGGGUCUUUGGGGAUGGGGAAAUAAAUAACGUGUUUUUUUCUAACCUAACUUACGGUUUUAUAAAGCUCUAAAAAUCCUCAAUUUUUGAAAGAGUUGAAUAACUUGUAGAACCAAAACCUAGAUGCAUUUGAACUUUCUACUAGCUACACAAAAAUUGGGUUAAUAAUUUGUAUCAGUAAUAAAAGCUAAAGGUACAAUAGAA
Neodiprion fabricii is the source of this 2013-nucleotide messenger RNA. RefSeq names its product signal recognition particle subunit SRP68 (gene Srp68). Gene Ontology annotation, biological process: SRP-dependent cotranslational protein targeting to membrane. Gene Ontology annotation, cellular component: signal recognition particle, endoplasmic reticulum targeting. The coding region runs from base 58 to 1839 and encodes 593 amino acids. Gene Ontology annotation, molecular function: signal recognition particle binding; endoplasmic reticulum signal sequence receptor activity; 7S RNA binding. Lineage: Eukaryota; Metazoa; Arthropoda; Insecta; Hymenoptera; Diprionidae. The record is from RefSeq and is a predicted model, not a curated record. The transcript has 3 exons.